Pimephales promelas (fathead minnow) is the source of this 2378-nucleotide messenger RNA. RefSeq names its product cystathionine gamma-lyase. The record is from RefSeq and is a predicted model, not a curated record. Gene Ontology annotation, cellular component: cytoplasm. Gene Ontology annotation, biological process: transsulfuration. NCBI's taxonomy places the organism in Eukaryota, Metazoa, Chordata, Actinopteri, Cypriniformes, Leuciscidae. Gene Ontology annotation, molecular function: pyridoxal phosphate binding; cystathionine gamma-lyase activity.
AUCAUUUACACCAAGAGAGGGCUGUUGACCCUUCUGUGAUCUCGGAACCCUGUCCUGUCUCAUCGUCAGCCGUCCGGAAUGUCCAUGGCUUCACACAACGGCAGCUCAGCCUCAGCCGGCUUCCAGCCGGUCUUCAAAUCUUUCGCCACAGAUGCGAUCCACGUUGGUUCAGAGCCGGAGCAGUGGAACUCUAUGGCCGUAGUGCCUCCUAUUUCACUGUCUACCACCUUUAAACAGGACGCUCCGGGGAAACAUGCUGGUUUCGAGUACAGCAGGUGUAGAAAUCCCACAAGAAACUGUCUUGAGAAAGCAGUUGCUGCUUUGGAUUGUGCACAAUACUGUCUCGCUCUUGCCUCUGGAUCUGCUGCGACUUUUACCAUUACACAUCUUUUUAAGCCCGGAGAUGGAAUUAUAUGCAUGAAUGAUGUUUAUGGAGGAACUAACCAAUAUUUCCGAAAAAUAGCUGCGGAAUAUGGCAUUGACGUCACUUUUGUUGACCUCACGAAGCUAGACAAGCUAAAAACAGCGUUAAAACCGAAUACAAAGAUGCUAUGGAUUGAAACGCCUACAAAUCCUACUAUGAAGGUCGUGGACAUUCAGGGCUGUUCAGAUAUUGUCCAUGAGCACAACAAGGACACACUUGUUGUUGUGGACAACACUUUCAUGUCAGCUUACUUUCAGCGCCCUCUUGCACUUGGAGCAGACAUCUGCAUGUACUCUGCAACGAAGUACAUGAAUGGACAUUCUGAUGUUGUCCUGGGGUUGAUUUCUCUCAACCGUGCGGACGUCUAUGAACGCCUGAGGUUUUUUCAGAGUGAGCUUGGGGCCGUUCCCUCUCCAUUUGACUGUUAUAUGUGCAACCGGGGUCUGAAGACACUGCACCUGAGAAUGAAGCAGCACUUUAAGAACGGACUGGCAGCGGCACAGUUUCUAGAGGCUGACCCGAGAGUGGAACGAGUCAUCUUCCCAGGUCUUCCAUCUCACCCUCAGCACGAGCUGACAAAGAGACAGUGCACAGGCUGUCCCGGGAUGAUCACUUUCUACAUUAAAGGAAAACUGGAGCACGCCUCAACUUUCCUCAGCAAUCUGAAGUUGUUUGCACUUGCUGAAAGUCUUGGUGGUAUUGAGAGUCUAGCAGAGCACCCAGCGAUUAUGACUCAUUCUUCAGUGCCUGAGAGUGAGAGGAAAGAACUGGGAAUCAGUGAUACACUCAUUCGUCUGUCGGUGGGCCUGGAGGAUGAGGAAGAUAUUAUUGCAGACCUCGACCAAGCCCUCGGUGCUGCACCCUCACAGAUCCUGCCAGUCUGUACCUGUCAUGUGUGUGGAGCUUCAUGAGUUUGAAGUGGGCGUUCCUGCUGGCCCUCUAUUCUCAUCGGUAUCACAAAGAAUUUGCCGACAUCUCCAUCCUCAGUGACUUUUAAAUACACACACAGUGAUGCACUCGUGCCCACAGAGAAUGGAGACAUGCUUGGCUGUUACCAUUUGAAAUGGACAAGGAACACUCAACGUGGAGAGUCAGAAAGCUUUCGUGUUUUUUUAUUAUAUCAAUAUACGACAUUAGUGUAUCACUUCCCUCUCUAUCUACUGUUGUCUGUUUUAGAUCUUGUUAGACGCAAGAGUAUGUUGAAGGACGUCAUCUGUCAUUUACAUUUUUUGCCUUUUUAAUAGCUCUGAUCAAUGUGAAUAUUUUCACUUUGAGUAUGUAUGGUUAAUAGGUAUUAGGAGGAGUCUUUUGUCUUUCUCCUUGCUGCUCUUUUCUUGUUGUCCUGAAUGUUUUUUCUGCAGUUUCAUUAUGGGAUAUUGAUAAGUGACAGGUUUUUAUUAAGCUGUCCCUAAAAAACAAUUUCUCCUUCUGCCUCUUUGCAUUUAGGUAGCUGGCUGUUGAUUGUUAAAUAAGCACUUUAUUGUCUAGACAAUGUGGUUUAAACAAUCGAAAACCUUGUGUGGGAAUCUUGAGGCUUUAUUGACGAGGGAAACGUCGUUUGGAAAGGCUUUUUGUUUUUCUUUUCUUGUUUAUAUUUUUAUGACCCCAAAGCAACAUCUAGCACACAUUUGGAUUAUAUGAAUGAUUCAAUCAAUGAUAUUUGUAGACCUACAGGGUUAGUGAUUUUCAGUAUUACCAUCACGUCUGUCAUCUGAGAGUUGUUUUGUAUAAAUUCAUUCACUCAGACAAUACUGCAUGCAUAUCUUAUAUUAUGUUGAGAUUUCUUUUUAUAUUUACACAGAAACAUUGUGUUACACUGUUUGAAUGUGAUGUUGGCGUUUGCCUAACAUUUCAGACACUUUUGUGAACGUAUCCAUUAUACUGUAAUGUUAUGAAAUUAAUAACUUUAUGUGUGAGCGGGCCAUUAAUAAAAUAACCUGUUAUGGCAACCAGA